This is a messenger RNA of Blumeria graminis f. sp. triticale, 396 nucleotides long. Lineage: Eukaryota; Fungi; Ascomycota; Leotiomycetes; Helotiales; Erysiphaceae. The record is from the annotation of a GenBank genome assembly.
AUGAGCCAAUCCCAUAUGACUUCCUGUGCACCAACGCCACUACUUCACAAAUCAAGAUGGCAGCCUUUAAGGUACAAUCUAGUCCCAAGUAUUGAGGCUACGCGAGCAUUUCGGCCGGCAUUGCCUCGAACGGCGCCUGUGUCAGAGCCUUUACCAAUUAGAAAGCCAUUUGGUGCAAUGCGUGCAGGGCUUUUCGGAUUUCUUCUGGGCACCACCCUGACCGCGGCUGCUGUAUACUAUUACAUUCUACAAGAGUACAAGAUGUCCAAUGAAAUCUUGACGGGAAAUAUCCAGUCUGUCGGAGACAAUAUUCUACGAGUGCAUUCACACGUGCAAAUGCUCGAAAAUAAAUUGGCAGAACUCGAGAAAAAAAAGCAAGAGGUAAAUCUAACUUGA